AUGAUUCAUGGUAUCACAUCCGAGGAAAUGAUUAAUUUCGAGAAUAUCGAUGUUGUUACAUAUCCGUCUCUUCAACUUACCGCAACUGAUUAUGAACCACAGCUAUCCGCAAAAGAGCCCGGUCCAGGACCUCCAUCGGUGAUGCCUGUAAUUGACUAUUCCGAUGAAAAAAUCUCUGAUUCCACAGAGCAAAGUCCGGGAAUUCCAAUUCAUUGUACUAAUAUCGCAACAACUAUGGCUACGAAAGAUGAUGAAGCAAGUUAUGCAUCAAAUGUAGAAUCGACAUAUGCUGAAGUACCUGAAAUCACAGUGAUAGAUACAACAGCAACAACAACAACAACAUCUACUGUUUCCCCGUGUAUCAUGCAAAUAUCAAAUGAAAAUAAGCAAAUAUUUCCGAUAGAUGAAACAUCAACAGUUUCGACAAAAAAUACUAUAAUUAAUGAAAUGUCACUGGAACAAGCACGAAAUACGACAGUUGAAGUUAUUCCUGAAAGAUAUGAAACAACAACAAUUACUACACAUUUGGAAUUAACUGAUGAUCAAAUAUCGAAUACGAAAUAUACGAUUAAACCAUUAUUAUCUGAACCGUUUUCUCAAACAACAACAACAACAACAACAACAACAACAGCAGCAACAACAACAGUAACAACAACAACAGCAACAACAACAACAACGACAACAAUUACAUCAAAUUUUAGAAUGGAAAUGAAUACGGAAUAUAAUUUGAAAGAAUUGGAAAUUGUCAGCACAAGUAGCACCACAAUUUCUCAACAAUCACAAAUAUUAACAUAUACUAAUCCACCAUCAUUCAAUGUAACCGAAACAAUCUCAAUACCGUUAUAUACCAAUACAACAUCUACCAGAAUUGUUCUUAACCGUUUACGGGGCAAAGCUCGUUUAACCUGUAAGGAAGAUGGUUUGCAAUUCGAAAUUAACACACUAUUUCCAUUUACCGGACAAAUUUUUGCUCGUGAUCGAAAAUCUGUUGCUGAGUGUUAUUUUACAUUUCAUGAAGCAACUUUAAUCAAAACAACGAUGUCGUAUGCUGCAUGCGGUAUGCGAAAUAAUGAAGAGCAACGACCAGAAACUCAAUAUCACAUGCAAAUUAUUGUUAUUUUUCAACAAAAAGACAAUACGAGUACAAUACAAUCAUUUCUAACUCAAUGUGUCCAUCAAAAAAUACAAUAUCAGAAGCAAGUGAUACCGAAACGUAUUGAAGAAGCAUUGGAAGAAUUACGCUUAAUACCGAUGAAACUGGAGCAUAAAGCACAAGUUCCGGAAUGUAUGAUGCGUAUUGUCGCAGAAGAAGAACAUGGACAUGGUGAUGAUGGUACUGAAAUAGAAAUUGUUAAUAUUGGACAACCGAUGAGAAUCGAAUGGAGUUUAUUACCGGAAUCAGAUGCUUAUGGAUUUCAUGUACGAAAUUGCACGGUAGGAGAUACGGUUAGUAAUGAAGAAUAUAUGGUGAUCGAUGAACGAGGUUGCUCAACGGAUAUCAACAUCUUUAGUCAUCCACAUUACGAUACCUAUCAUGAUAUAGCUCGAGUUCAUUGGCAUGCAUUUAAAGUACCGGAUAUUAAUCAAUUGAGUAUCAAAUGCUCUAUAGAAAUAUGUACCGAUAUUCCGGAUACCAUAUCUGGUUUAACUAGUUGUGAUAGUAUACCAUCUCCACCAUUUUGUCCGGAUUUGAUAACAUCAGCAACGAAUGCUCUUCUAUCUGGUCAUGAAGUAGAAGUUAUCAGAAAACGACGAGAUAACAAAUCAUUCCAGCAACACGUUCAUGCUGAUGUUUGUUUGGGUGAUAAGACAGAUGAGUAUUGCAGUUCAGAGAAUUAUCGUAUAGAUCAUGAACGACAUGUCAACAUGUUUAAGGAUAAUUCACCGAAACGAUAUUGUUUAUCCCGCUUAUGGUUAAUUAUUUGGACGGGUUUAUCAGCAUUAACCGUGUUACUGGCAAUUAUUGUACACGGGUAUUGUCGCUAUUUUAGACGACGACGACACUGA
Cercopithifilaria johnstoni is the source of this 2007-nucleotide messenger RNA. The record is from the annotation of a GenBank genome assembly. NCBI's taxonomy places the organism in Eukaryota, Metazoa, Nematoda, Chromadorea, Rhabditida, Onchocercidae.